GGGCCGCCGCUGUCCGAGCUGCACGCGCAGCUGUCGGGCGUGCAGCAGCUGCUGGAGGACUUCCGCCGGCAGCUGCAGCGGGAGACGCCGGCCGAGGAGCUGGAGCUCGAGCUGCGAGCGGGCGGCGGCCCACGGGAGGGCUGCCCGGGCGCGGGCGGCGACGGCUACAGCGCGCUCCCGGACGCCAUCAUCCGCACCAAGGACUCCCUGGCGGCGGGCGCCAGCUUCCUGCGGGCGCCGGCGGCGGUGCGGGACUGGCGACAGUGCGUAGCGGCCUGCUGCGCCGAGCCGCGCUGCUCCGUGGCUGUGGUGGAGCUGCCCCCGCGGCCCGCGCCCGCGGCCGCCGCGCUCGGCUGCUUCCUUUUCAACUGCACAGCGCGGGGCCGCAGCAUCUGCAAGUUCGCUCCGCAUCGCGGUUACCGCAGCUACCGCCUCCGCCGGACGCCGGACGCCCACCUGGGCGGCCUGGCUCUCGGCGCCCGGGUCCCGGCCACCGCCGGGGCCUCCACAGAGCUGGACCAGGAUGCGCCUCCGCUCAGCAAGGCUGGACAGGAUGUGGUUUUGCAUCUGCCCGCAGAUGAGGUGAUUCUGGAUGGCCGCGAAAGCUCAGAUGACCACGCCAUCGUCCAGUAUGAGUGGACAUUGCUACAAGGUGACCCAUCAGUGAACAUGAAGGUGCCUCAGCCAGGAACCCUGAAGCUGUCCCACCUGCAGGAAGGAACGUACACCUUGCAGCUGACUGUGACGGACACUGCGGGUCAGAGAAGCUCAGACAAUGUGUCGGUGACAGUACAUCCCAGGCCCUACCUGCCAGGAGGAUGUGUAAACAUUUGCUCACGCUACCACUUCUUCUGCGACGACGGCUGCUGCAUUGACAUCACCCUGACGUGUGAUGGAGUGCGACAGUGUCCUGAUGGGUCGGAUGAAGAUUUCUGUCAAAAUUUGGGCCUUGACCGCAAGCUGGUGACUCACACAGCAGUUAGUUCUGCUGCACCAGGCACUGCAGGACUCCUUGCAGACACUGGGGAAGACUUGCAGAUGGAAAAGUCCCAGAAAACCACAGCCCCCAGCCUGCCGGCUACCUUACCAAGCACAGAAAAGAGGAACCACUCUGUCCUGAGGGGACCAAAGAGUCAAAUCAGUCCUGUGAUGCCAGAUAGUAGUUCCUCAGGGAGGAACAGAUAUGAGGAAAAUUUUACUUUUGAGUCCAAGAGCCAUCGAGGAAAGGGGGAACACCCAGCUCCUGAAGCAGGUGCCGUGCUGCCCUUGGCUUUGGGUUUGGCCAUCACUGCUUUGCUCCUUCUCAUGGUUGCCUGCCGACUGCGACUGGUGAAACAGAAACUUAAGAAAGCCCGUCCCAUUACAUCUGAGGAAUCUGACUACCUCAUAAAUGGGAUGUAUCUGUAGUAAAUAUAACUUAAACAGCUUGUGGCAAGGACAUGUUUUGCUUAUAAUUUAUUCUUAUAUUAAGUUGUGGAAUUUAUAACCUUUUAUUUUUAACGGGGCUAGAAGUUAAAAUCUUCAAAUUGCAAACCUUUGUCUUUGUUGUAGAAAGACUUUCCUUAGAAAGUAUGUAUAAUACCUUGAAAUUCAUGGAGGAAUUCAUGUGAUUAAAGACAUCUACCAAUCUGGUUCUGAUAACUACCACUAUCCCUGGUAGUUAGCUGAGAUUUAAAGAAGCAGCGUGUCAAAAUUUGCCUUGGGAUAGUGGCACUUGUCCUUCUCUUUGGAGAAGCCAACACUGGCCCCUUGCAGGACUGGGCCACUUGAGGCUGGCUUCGCCUCAUUCUGUAGCCGUUUUCUUUUCACCUCCAGUGUUCUUCUGUUAUUUUCUCCUCCAAAACCUGUUUGACAGUGGAUUUACCCUUUCAAGUGAGCUUACCCUUUCAAUAAAAUGCCACCUACGGUAGGUGUAUAUAAAUUGUAAGCCUUCUCAGCAGACCAGUGACACCUCAGGGGACAGGAAUGUGGGUUCUUUCCAGUGCUUCUGAUAUCAUGGAUCUUUGGAGAAAAUAAAAAACAAAUUUUGGGUUAGGAACAGUCCUAAGAUAGUGAGAUGGGAAGCAGGGAAUAUGGUGGGGCAAAAAUUUUAACAGCAACUGAACUGAGGGCAGAGUAAGGACAGUUAAUACUGUUACAGCUGGUCAGCACCGCUUCAUGGUCCAGAACAAGAAGCUUAUUUAUGUAAUCAUCAGAUUUCAAUAUUAUUCUUUGUUAAUAAAAAGAAAAAUGCAAAUUCUACAGCAGAAUAUCAAGUGGAUUUCUGCACACUGCUUUUAUAAAACUGGUACCAUAUUUAAGUAUCAGCAGAUCCUUCAUGCUAAUGGAGUCAGUCAGAUUUUUUGUAAUACUUUUUAAUGCUAUAAAAUGUCUUAACAGCCAGCCGUGAGCACAUUGCUAGAAUCUCAAUACUGUGGGAGGCUGAGGCAGGAAGAUCCCAAGUUUGAGUCUCACCUAGGCAACUUAGUGAGGCCCUGUCCCAAAAUAAAUAAAAAGAGCUGGGGAUGUAGUUCAGUGGGAAGACCCUGACUUUGAUCCCUAGUAUUCACUCCACAAAGUUUUAAUGUACAAUCAUUUACUGCCAGGCUUAUGUAUUUCCAGAGCAGAGCAAUUUUGCACAAAUUGAUAUCUGACAUCUAGCUUGUAUCUUCUCUUUUAAAUUUGUAAGCAUUUAAAAGGUAACUUGUUCCCAUUAUAUCUUAAAGCCAGAAUGUAUACAUCCUAGAAGUUAUUCUAAGAGGAAUGUGUAGUGUGGUAUCAUCUAUCCUUACAUGAUGUUCCUAUUUGUACUCUUGCUUUUUACCUUAAAGAGCAAAUUUUUUUAAACACUUGAAAAACACUCUAGAGUGUAGUUUAUUUUUAGAUUGAAACUGAAGUAGAUGGUUAAUUGGGUGGGGGAAUAUAUCAACAUUGACAAGUGGAAAGUUCUAGAAAACAAAGAAAUUGUCUUUUUCCUGAGAAAUUCUAGCAUUUUGUUUUUUAGAAUUGAGCAAUUAUUUAAAUUUCUCAAUGGCAGUUUAAGCAAAAUCAAGGGUAUGAAUAAAUUUACGAUGUUUGUACUCUA
Messenger RNA from Octodon degus (degu), 3064 nucleotides. RefSeq names its product LDL receptor related protein 11 (gene Lrp11). The record is from RefSeq and is a predicted model, not a curated record. Gene Ontology annotation, molecular function: protein binding. The transcript has 7 exons. NCBI's taxonomy places the organism in Eukaryota, Metazoa, Chordata, Mammalia, Rodentia, Octodontidae. The annotation marks the transcript as partial.